Lobosporangium transversale is the source of this 1866-nucleotide messenger RNA. RefSeq lists its product as hypothetical. NCBI's taxonomy places the organism in Eukaryota, Fungi, Mortierellomycota, Mortierellomycetes, Mortierellales, Mortierellaceae. The record is from RefSeq and is a predicted model, not a curated record. The transcript has a single exon. The coding region runs from base 1 to 1866 and encodes 621 amino acids.
AUGGCUGUUGGAUGGACUCUCGGAGACGGAAAGUAUACCAAGGUCUGUGAAAAGAUCACAUCAAAUCUUCAUCGCAGAUGCUCCUUAAGUCUUUGUGGUAUGGACAAUGUCACGCAACCACGGUUCGCACGGGCUCACAGCCCGAUUACCGAGCAGCUGAUUGGGGAAGCGGAUCUGUGUGUAUACGUACUCUCAACUGUGUACGGUGUGAAGGAGGAGGACGCUGUUGCCCUUAUGCAAGUAUCCGCGUCUCUGCCAGUCCUCGUCGUGGUUUGUGGCGAUGAUUUUGUCAACCCACUUUCCGUGAUUGACAUCCGCAAUAGCCUUAAUGCACAGUUCCAAUUAAUCCAGUCCAGAUACAGCGAUGGUAUUGAUGCUGUAGAUUAUACACAGCUCGUCAAAACCAUCCUGCGAUCCUGUGUUUCGCUCCAGGAUCUUUCUUCCAUCAAUAUAUGCGAUACCAUUGACAGGCAUGUCAUAGCCACCGCCAUCUCGGUCAAUAACUCAUUGCCUAAGCUUAUGUCUCCUAGCCAGCUCUGGAACAAUAGGCUUCAGUCCCCUUUUGACAACAGUAUUAUCACGACUUUCCUUAUUGCAAUCAUUGUCACAACAGGAGCCUUGCUCCUUAGCAUGAUUCUUGGAUACAGUCUUUCAUCCCCUAGACUGCCUCAUGCCGUCCUUCAACCAAUUCGAUAUUCAGCCGAUGCAUAUGUAGAGAUUGUCCAUUUGGAUUUCUAUACAUCCAAUGGUAAACCCCUUUGUACCAACAAGCAGGGAUAUGGCUUUCCUAAUACUAUGUUCUACCUCCAAAUCUUGAUCAACGACAAGAACCAGAUGGAUCUGGAUGCGCAGAGACCGCUUCAUUCCAUUGUCCUUCUACCUAUUCGUGAUGUCGCUGUACAGGAUUUGCAGAAUGGAACCUACAAGAUCAUAGUGACACAGCUACGCCAACAAGAGUACCAAAGAUUAUUAUGGCCGUGGGAACGUUUGAAAAAGCCGAAGUACUAUUUACAUCUGUGGUUCUUGGACGGAACGCGAAUUCGAGGUACACCACAGGAGCUCGUGUGGCCAAAGGCAACGUACGAGACAAAGGAUCACAAUUUGAUGAAACCUAUUGACUCGAAGCGCAUAAUCCUCGGUCAGCGGCAUAAGCAACCAACAAAUCAAUAUCAAAAAGAACAAGGACCUACGGGGCUUCAACCAGGAUUUUACUGUUACAUUCAAACAAUACUUACACAUUUGCAGACCGCAUUUACAUAUAUGAUGAAGAUUGGCGACACUGCUUUGGGUUCCCUUUUUAACUUAGCUGAUGGUCGUUUUGAGAAAAAGGUAGCAAUGCGUCAACAUCAUAAUAAUGCAGUCGCGACGCAUGCUUCUGGAGCUGUUCCCGCUCUUGUCUACAGAAGUGCUGAUGAUUUCGUCAAGGAGAGAAAACCACAAAUCGUAAAACCACAACAACGAUCGCAUAAGCCCAAGUCUAUAUCUUUGGCUCCUUGUCAUUCACGCUCACUCAAUCAUCAAAGGCUUCCUUCACAGCACACUGGUCUCCCUAUGGCAUUGGAGCAGCUCUCCCAAUCUCUAUCAAGGUACACCAACGCCCCGAGCCCCACUCAGCCCCAAAAACACAGACCCAGGCCGCUUAACAAGGCCAUCAUCCUCCAAUCGGCUGACAGAGCUUUGGUGAGGAUUGAAAGUAGCUUAGCGAAGAUUGUAGACCCUGAGGAUAUCAAGAAGGCGUUUAUCAAGGGUAACAACAAAUACCGUUCAAAGGAGCUGAUAAGGCGCGCAGACAACCUUAUGGUCAAAAUCGAGGGCAAGGUAGCAGAAUACAUGAACAAAAAACAACAGCAAAAGUUGACAAGAUAG